Molecule: messenger RNA, 4172 nt
Organism: Xyrichtys novacula (pearly razorfish)
Lineage: Eukaryota; Metazoa; Chordata; Actinopteri; Labriformes; Labridae
Source: the annotation of a GenBank genome assembly
UGAGGUUGGGGGUCCGGGCUCACAAGCAAUAAGGUAAAGGCUCCGAGGAGAUCUCUGUGUCUUCUAAUGCUAUUUGAAAGUAUCAUUUUUGCCACAGUGUCAACAGUAGGCUGAUUAACUUUUAGUGUGGACUGAACUUUUCUCAUUCAUUGAUUUGGGAUGAUGUUACCCUUGCUGUUCACAAUUGAUAACCAUUAUUGAGGGGUUUUGAGCAUCAGAAACAUGUAUUUAACACAGAUGGGUGAUUAUGAAGAAACCUGAAUGAUAAAACCAGCCUUGUUGAUUUCUUUUAUAAAGUCUGUGGUGGAAAACUGUGAAGAUAUUUUUUCAUGCCUAUGUCCUCCUCAACUCUUCUUCCUUUCCCCAGUGUCAUCAAAUGAACCACAUCUGCGCUGCUCAAAGAACAACAUCCCCAAAGCCAGAAUGAGGACUCUAAAAAUGAGUAUUGUCAUUGUGAUCUGCUUCAUAGGCUGCUGGACUCCAUACUACCUACUGGGUUUAUGGUACUGGUUCUUCCCAGAUGAUAUAGAGGGGAAAGUCUCCCACUCUCUUACCCACAUCCUGUUCAUCUUUGGGCUAUUCAACACCUGCCUGGACCCUGUCAUCUAUGGCCUGUUCACUGUUCGCUUUCGUAAGAGCUGCAACAGCAAAGCUCCAGUAAGGUCAGAUCUGCAAACAAACAGUGUGGUAAUAGAGUCUCUGAAAUGUACUCAAACUGCUUUGCAUGCUAAAAAAGAGGUGACUGCUGCUGGAAAAGACAGCAUCUGUGCAGAGACUUAGGCAAACCCCUUGGACCUUAAACCUCUGACUGUGCUGAAGCGAGGAGGAGAAAAGUCUGAACUUUUCAGCCCUGAAAGCAAAGCAUGAUAGAAAAGUAUGAUUUUCCAGUUUUACAAUGUUACUUCAACUGUCUGGAUUGUCAAGCAUCUGAAGAACAAGAUGUCUGAGUGUGUCCACCUUAACUCAAGCUUAUCAUCCUUAUCUCCUUACCAUAUGGUUUAACAAAAAGAUAACAUCUCCACUGCCUUAAGGGAUUUUACUUCCCAGGUUAUACAACAGCUUUAUGAACACGGUAAACAUGUUUAGAGCUGUUUGUGUGUUGUGUAACUGGCUCUCAUUUUAAGGUGAGUCUGCAAUCUGCAACAUGAAUUCAAAAAAGCUUUAGGACUUCAGGAAAAAAGAGGGUUGAGAUCUCUUUCAUAGUUUUGACUCGAUGCUAGAUUCAGUUUUCUCUCGGUUCAUUUGAGCUUUGUAAACUGACUUUUUUUCAGUGGGGUUGCAUGAGGCAUUUGUCAACAGUUAGUGUAUUUUGGUAUCCUCGUCUGCUCAGCCCAUUUGAUGAGAAAUUGGGAAAUGAAACUGACAUGGGAACUAGGCAAUCAACUACUGCAGACCAGGUCAACUCUAUCAAAUAAUUAAACCGAUUUGUAAAAAAAAAAAGAAACUCCAUCAAAAAAAUAAACUAAGUGCUUACAACAGUCUAAAAUUCUCAGGGCUUUGCUCUGCAGCUAAAAGAUAUCACUCAUACCUCCUUAGUCAACAUUUUGAUUACUUUAACUGGUUGUAAUUAGGCUUUUUAACAUUUUGGUAAUAAAAAGUAUCUUCAUUAAAAAGUAUAUGACAUAGUUGAAUUUUCUGGGUCUGUGGGUGAAGACAAAAAAUCUUGAAUUGAAUGUGAUCCUUUUUAUUUACAACAAAACAGAAUAUAGAAAGCACAAGUAAACAUGUAAAGUUAACAACAGAGGUAACUAAUUUAACACAUUCAAUACCAGCCUGGCAUUGACAGAGUGAUUCACUUUGGUGAAUGGGUCUGAAACCAGCUCCAUCUGUUUUUCAGAGGAGCAUUAGAAACACUUGUUGUUUGUUCUUGUUAGGACCACAGGGCAAAUGCACCAAGACACAGUUGAUAAACUGUGGAUUUUUCUUAUUCCUCUUCCAGCCAAAUUUUAAUUCUCUUCUAAUCCUACAGCAUGAGGAGCUGUAGGCCAAAUUAUAUAUCAAAAUGUGUGUUUUGAUCAGGAGCGGUGUGUUAUUACUAAUCUCUAUUGUGUAGAACUUUUUUGCGACAUAAGUUGUGGAAAACUGUGGAAAAAUUUUGCUCUGAAAUCAAUGAGACAAGCCCCUCAAAAAGAGAGGAAUCAUUGGAGUUUUUUUUUAAACAUCUACUGCUCUGGCUCGUUUUUUUAAUCAAUAAAUAAAUAAUUGAAAAAGGAAUGUUUGUUGUCAGUGAGCUCCUUGUAUGUAAUAUCACAAUGCUACUAGUAUUGAAUAUUUGAAAUAUCUGAAGAAUCUCAGCACAACAUACACACCCUGGCAGAAGACCCUGUGAUCCUUAAAGAUUUCCCCAGAGUGAAAUUUCUAGUUUUCAGUAUGUCAUCUGGUAUGUUUGCAAAAACAACCAAAACAGAUUUAAAUGACCUUAUAGUGCCAGAGGCUGCCAUCUUGGUUGUUUACAACUGUGCUGAAGCAGUGCUCCUGCGUUGUCAUCUUAGAUGACUAUGAUUGGUUGGCUAUAUCUGUGCUUAAUGCUUAGAUUGGCAGCAGCUCCAGACUCAGAGCUGGCUGAUUGGGCUGGCAAGGCAAAGUUGAUAUACUUUUUCUACGACUAAAAGUAGAAAUAGUGUGGCGCUUUGAUUUUGUUGUCCCAAGUUGGUGCACAAAGGUUUGUCCAAAAAAUGGGCUUCCUUAUCUCUGUAACCAGGCUCCAUCUGCUUUAGGAUUGGUUGUAGCUGUAGCUGACAGAUUAGCAUCCCUUGAGCAGCCAAUGAUAAAUUAAACAAUCGAAGUGCAGCUGUUUCUCUCUGUUUACUCCCAUGCUGCUCUGUCCUCCAUGUGCACAGCUCAACAAAAUAUGAAAUGGACCUACAUAGUGCGCUAGCCUACUGUGACCAGAAAGGUAACAGCUGCUGGGCUAACUGUUAAAUCAGCUUAUGGUUUCUCUCCUAUAUGUGUGAUUACUAUCAAACUCAAGACUGACUGGCUUUCACAAGCCUGACUGUUGGCUCUCAGCUAAUAAGCUGAUAUAUUAGGCUAGUUUUUUGGGCCACAACUUUUGACUUAAAAAUGAAUCACUGCUGACAUUUGUUUUAAAUUGUUUGUAUUACUUCCCAGCUGGAGGGUAAAACAUAUUCACUGCUCACCGAUGCUUCUCAGUCCUGUCCUUUCCAGUUAUGUUCCUAAAGUGAGAGGUCGGCACAUUGUUUUAUGACCGUAUCACCACAUAGACCUCCUAUCAACAUUUAUCUGAGUCCAGCUGCUCGAGAAACAGAUGUACACACCUAUGGCUGACUCAAGGUCAGCUGAGAAAGACUCAGUGUGCUUUGGGUUUCCUUGGGGAGCUACGUGUCAAAGUACAUAAAAAAAUGAAGGACACAGAUGUAGCCACAUGGGUGGAGGCACAUGACUGGACGCUGUUGGGUUGCUGUUGGCUUUUACUCAUUCCGAGAAGAAGAAGAAGAAGAAGAAGAAGAAGAAGAAGAAGAAGAAGAAGAAGAAGAAGAAGAAGAAGAAGAAGAAGAAGAAGAAAAGGUAAAAGAUAAUGUGUGGUUCUUAAAAGAGACUCAAAACUGUCUCACUCCUUACUGAUUGCUCUCCCGUUUGAUAUGUGUGAGCAGGCUUUGUGUUCACUGACAUCAAUAAAUGCUUUUAGCUGGAUCUUUCUGGAGCCAGAGUCUGCAUGCUGGGGAUCAACUCACAUUACUACAGUAUUGACGUCUUACAGUCUCAUCCAGAAAACAAACAAAUAAAUGACCAACAAAAUGACAAAUAUCAGUCCGGUCUACAUUGUAAAAGCAUCUUGUGUUGGUUAUAAUAGUUCUAAUAGUUCUGGAAAAUUAAAAGACUCUGCGUCAGUGUUUGAUAUGUUUCUCCUUGACACUGUAAAUCUAUGCAGACUGAACUGCAUGUAUCGACAGAGCUGUCAACCAUGGUAUUAUACAUGUUAAGGACCAAAAAAAUGAAACUGAACUGGACCAAAUUAUCAAAGAAUUUACAGAGUUCUAUUUUCUCCAUUUUUCUCCUCUUAAUGUUGUCAAUAAGCUGCAAAUCUGGCAGCCUUAAAGUGCCUGAAAACUUUUCCAACUUGCAGAUCAAGACAGAAUAAAAGAUAUUUUGGUUGUCUAGUGGAAUACCUUUGCAAAAUGGCUUCAAAGCACUUCACAGUAGAAUUUUAA